Messenger RNA from Exophiala bonariae, 687 nucleotides. RefSeq lists its product as uncharacterized. The record is from RefSeq and is a predicted model, not a curated record. The transcript has a single exon. Lineage: Eukaryota; Fungi; Ascomycota; Eurotiomycetes; Chaetothyriales; Herpotrichiellaceae. Bases 1 to 687 code for a protein of 228 amino acids.
AUGAACUAUCCGUCAAAGAACUUGGAACAGGAGGCGCUGGCUACACUUUUGGAUUCUGUCUGGGGGUUGGUCCGUCCAAAUACUGAUGAUUUCGACGCGUUGGCCAAAUCUCAAGCCCAGUCAUACUUUGAUCAUUACAAAGAUCUCCUUUACGAUGCCUCAUUGAUUCGGAAAGAGGAAAUCACUCUUGGUAAGAUCGACGAACAAUGCCAGAAGGUGGCGGAAAUCGUGCAGAUUGUGAAGGGAAACUUGCACCGGCCAAUAUCAGAAAUCAAAGCCGCCGUGAUAGCUUCCGGACAAACUACUUGGCUCGUCCGCCAGGAUGAUGCAACCGCAUUGAGCAAAAUUGUUGACUUUGCUGUCCGGCUAUGGCUUUUCAUGCCCCUACACGCCGACAAGAUCGCUCGCAAACGAGGAGAUGAUUUCACAGCGGCGAUGAAAGGACUUGAUGGGACCACUAUUCAAGAGGAGACCAAGAAGUGGAUGCCUUCGCCGCUUGAGUUGCGUGGGAAAUUGUCGUAUGACUUUACCAUCGAAAAUCUGGUCGAUAUAGCAGGGCUCUCUUUCUGGCCAACGAGCGUACUUGGGGACCAUCUUAUGAUGGAACACUUCGCCACAACAACAAAGAUACAUGUCUUUCGUCACGCAACAGCCAUUGAAAAGUACAAAGACGAAGACCACGGGUAG